AUGGCGGACGAGGAGCGCGCUGGCGGCGGCCCUAGCGGGGCGUCGGCGGCCGAGGCGUCGGCGGGGGGCGAGGGCCCCCGCUGCAACGUGCUGGGCUGGGAGCAAGUGCAGCGCCUGGACCGCCUCCUGAGCGAGACGAUCCCGAUCCACGGGCGGGGCAACUUCCCCACGCUGGGGAUGCGGCCGCGGCGGAUCGUCGAGGCGGUGCGGCGGCGCCUGGAGGGGAGGCGCAUCGGCGUGCGCGACGUGCGCCUCAACGGCUCGGCCGCCAGCCACGUCCUGCACCAGGACAGCGGCCUGGGCUACAAGGACCUGGACCUCAUCUUCUGCGCCGACCUGAAGGGCGAGGCCGAGUUCCAGACGGUCAAGGACGUCGUCCUGGACUGCCUCUUGGAUUUCUUGCCCGAAGGCGUGAACAAGGAGAAGAUCACCCCCCUCACCCUGAAGGAAGCCUACGUGCAGAAAAUGGUGAAAGUCUGCAACGAUUCAGACCGGUGGAGUCUCAUCUCCCUAUCCAACAACAGCGGCAAAAAUGUGGAGCUGAAAUUCGUGGACUCUCUGAGGAGGCAGUUCGAGUUCAGUGUAGACUCCUUCCAAAUCAAGCUAGACUCCCUCCUUCUUUUUUAUGAAUGUUCCGAGAACCCGAUGACUGAAACUUUCCACCCCACUAUCAUUGGGGAGAGUGUCUAUGGGGAUUUCCAAGAAGCCUUUGAUCACCUUUGCAACAAGAUAAUUGCUACCCGGAAUCCAGAAGAAAUCAGGGGAGGAGGCCUCCUUAAGUACUGCAACCUCCUCGUAAGGGGCUUCCGGGCUGCUUCAGAAUCGGAGAUUAAGUCCCUCCAGAGAUACAUGUGCUCCAGGUUUUUCAUUGACUUCUCAGACAUUGGAGAGCAGCAGCGCAAACUGGAGUCGUACUUGCAGAACCACUUUGUAGGGCUGGAGGACCGCAAGUACGACUACCUCAUGACUCUUCACGGUGUGGUGAACGAGAGCACGGUGUGCCUGAUGGGGCACGAGAGGCGGCAGACUUUGAAUCUUAUCACCAUGCUGGCCAUCCGUGUCCUGGCUGAGCAAAAUAUCAUCCCGAACGUGGCCAAUGUCACUUGCUACUACCAGCCGGCCCCAUAUGUAGCAGAUGCUAACUUCAGCAAUUACUAUAUUGCCCAGGUUCAGCCGAUGUUCCCCUGUCAGCAACACACAUACUCGACUUGGUUGCCCUGUAAUUAACAUCUGUUUUAAUAGACUUGAUGGGAAAAGUAUAUAUUUUUUUUCUAUCAGGCAACUAAAGCGGAAGGACGGCACUCUCCU
Euleptes europaea (tarantolino) is the source of this 1308-nucleotide messenger RNA. RefSeq names its product terminal nucleotidyltransferase 5A (gene TENT5A). Gene Ontology annotation, molecular function: poly(A) RNA polymerase activity; RNA binding. Gene Ontology annotation, biological process: mRNA stabilization. The record is from RefSeq and is a predicted model, not a curated record. The coding region runs from base 1 to 1227 and encodes 408 amino acids. Lineage: Eukaryota; Metazoa; Chordata; Lepidosauria; Squamata; Sphaerodactylidae. The transcript has 2 exons.